AUGGGUGCCAAGCAGACCAAAGGCCAGGAGCCUGGAGGGGCCAGCCCUCAGCACAGCUGGAAGCGCACACCCACCAAGGAGCGGGGAGACAUCUUGGCGUCCCUCAUGCUGAAGUCGGGGGACCGGCUGAGCCGCGGCGGGACUCCACCGCCCUACCAGCGCCGCAUCGGCAUGAUCCAGGAGAUGAUGCUGAUGGCGAAGCAGGGCAAGCAGGACGAGGCCACAGAGAUGCUGAAGACACUCCGACAGGACCUGGGCAUGGAGUCCACAUCUCUCGAUGAUGUGUUGUACCGUUAUGCCAGCUUCAGAAACCUGGUUGACCCCAUCACGCACGACCUGAUUAUCAGCCUGGCACGAUAUGUCCACUGCCCCAAGACGGAGGGCGACUCUCUGGGAGCGAUGGAGAAGGUUUGUCGGCAGCUCACCUACCAUCUCAGCCCCCACUCUCAGUGGAGGAGACAGGGCCUGCUCAAGAGGAAACCUCAGGCCUGUUUGAAGGCGGUGCUGUCGGCCCCUCUGUCCAGCGGGGCGUUGGAUCUGUCCGGUAUCCCGCUGACGGCCCGGGACAUGGAGCGUCUGUGUAUACACCUACAGCGCCACGCGUCCACCGUGGUCAGCUUGGAGCUGGGCUUCACCGAGCUGACAGACGAGGCGUUUCUCCUGCUCCUGCCCACGCUGGCCGCCCUGCCACACCUGGAGACCCUGGCACUGAACGGAAACAGGCUGACCAGAACUAUUCUGAAGGAACUGACUGAUGCCCUCAAGGAUCCAGGCAGCUUCCCUAGCGUGACAUGGAUUGACUUGGGCAACAAUGUGGACAUCUUCUCCCUGCCGCAGCCCUUUCUGGUCAGCCUGAGGAAGCGCUGUCCCAAGCAGGGAAACCUGCCCACCAUCCUGGAGUUCGGAGAGAGUCAGGCCAGCGACCCCCCGGAGAGGCUGAGGGGUCUCGGCGAAGAGGACGAGACGGAUGACACCAAUCGGACUGAGAGCAUGGGGGAGCUCCGGUCAGAGGUGGAGGAGGAGCUGGACGGAGAGAUGGAGAUAGAGGAGAUGAUGGAGGAGCUGCUGGACUUCGACAGGGAGGUGCAGGGGAAGGAGGAUGAGGAUGAGAGCAUGUGGACACUGGAGGAGCAGAGAAAAGUGGGGAGGAGGAGUAGAAGGAGAGGGGAGGAGGGGAGGGCCAAGGAGGAGGCACAGAGGAAAGAGCAGCCACGGGGGACGAGGGCGGCGAUGGUGGAGGACGAGGACGACACACAGAGCCACUCCUCCCGCCUGUCCUGCUCCAGCCAGUCGCAGCACUCCUCUGGAGCCGUUGAGCCUAUGAGAGCUGAGGAGGACGACUUAGACGAGGUGACCGACCAAUCAGACCACUUGACCUGA
Messenger RNA from Chelmon rostratus (copperband butterflyfish), 1380 nucleotides. RefSeq names its product leucine rich repeat containing 75A (gene lrrc75a). The record is from RefSeq and is a predicted model, not a curated record. The transcript is spliced from 5 exons. Lineage: Eukaryota; Metazoa; Chordata; Actinopteri; Chaetodontiformes; Chaetodontidae. Bases 1 to 1380 code for a protein of 459 amino acids.